GCUCUCAAUGUCAGUCGAUAAUGGUUCCGGGUUUAUAUUUUGCAUAAGGUGUUUGACAAGUCAUAUAACAAGGCACAAACACGCUUCUUUUGAGUCAUAACAACUCACACUGCUGUCGUAAGUUUUGGCCGAGAUAGAUGAACAAAGGUGCAUUAUAUAUCAUGAGAUUGACAUGCAGAGUCACAACACUGCACAUGACAUCGUCCAGGAGGGCAUCCUCAGCUCCUGCUGGGUUCUUCGUCCCUGAUUGCAGCUCCAUAGACACGCAGUCCCUGCAGCUGCUCCAGGAUUUUGUCUCCCGGGCCACAAGGCUCUUUGCCAUCAGCGGCGCUGGUCUCUCCACAGAGUCGGGCAUUCCAGAUUACCGCUCGGAAGGUGUGGGCCUCUACGCCCGCACUGACAGGCGUCCCAUGCAGCAUGUUGAGUUUGUCCGUAGCGCCAAGUCCCGUCAGCGUUACUGGGCAAGGAACUUUCUGGGGUGGCCACAGUUCUCCUCGCAUCAGCCCAACGCAGCUCACAGGGCCCUGCAGCAUUGGGAGGUACAGGGAAAGCUCCACUGGCUGGUGACCCAGAAUGUUGAUGCGCUCCAUUCAAAGGCAGGACAAAAAAAACUCACUGAGCUCCAUGGAUGUGCUCACAGAGUGAUGUGUUUAGGCUGUGGCAGUAUUUCAGCGAGGGAGGAGCUCCAGAGGCGUUUUGUGGAGCUCAACCCAGACUGGAGGGCUCAGGCCGGGGCCGUGGCUCCAGAUGGGGACGUGUUCCUGGAAGACGAGCUGGCUCUCAAUUUCAGGGUUCCCUCCUGUGAGGUCUGUGGAGGAACACUGAAGCCUGAGGUUACCUUCUUCGGUGACUCAGUGAAUAAAGACACAGUGCAGUUUGUGCACAACAAAUUAGCGGAAUCGGAUGCAGUGCUCGUCAUCGGGACAUCGCUGCAGGUCUACUCGGGAUACAGAUUUUUACUGGCAGCCAGCGAUAGAAAUAUACCGGUCGCCAUCGUGAAUAUUGGACCGACGAGGGCAGACCAUUUGGCCCAGCUGAAAGUGAGAGGUCGCUGUGGUGAAGUGCUGUCAAGCAUUCAACCUCUCUGACGGUAUGUGGUAAAAUUCGGAGAUUCAAAGAGAAAAACUACCUCAAUUCUGCUACCCGGAUUGCUGAGAUGCAAAGUGACACUUGAUCUGACGAAUCAACCCAGGGGCUUCAUGAAUAUUUCAAAAACUACUUUUACGGUUUGUUUUUGUACCACCAUGUAGUCCUGCUGUAAUAAGUAAAAGAAGCUGUUUUUAUUCAUUUUAAACAGUUUAAUGGAGUCAUGAAUAAAACAUGAUGUUGAGUUACAAACAGACUGAUGGUAGAGUGACUGCAGACUGACAGACAUUGAGUUCUUUUAGGAUAUUUUGCUCUUGGAAUCUCUCUUGAAGGCCAAGCUUCCACUCCUCCAGACUGGAUAGUGACUCAUUUUGUAGGAUGGCCGGGAUGCUAAAUGAGUACAGGCAACUUUUAUGGCUGGUUGCAUCUGCCGCCCAUGUUGCAGUUGCCUUGGUCACUGUCAAGGGGGUCAUAGAGAGGCAGUUUUCAAAGCUCUCACUCUGCUCAAACCAGUAGAUGGCAGGGUAACCCAGUAACAGUCCGAAGACAGCGCUCAGGUUCCACUCAUCUGAACCAUGUGCCACAGAAAUACUUUUGUCAACAUCCUUUCCUGCAUCAAAC
Syngnathus typhle (broad-nosed pipefish) is the source of this 1707-nucleotide messenger RNA. It is a transcript of the gene sirt4, whose product is annotated as sirtuin 4. Gene Ontology annotation, molecular function: NAD+ binding; NAD-dependent protein lysine deacetylase activity. The record is from RefSeq and is a predicted model, not a curated record. NCBI's taxonomy places the organism in Eukaryota, Metazoa, Chordata, Actinopteri, Syngnathiformes, Syngnathidae. The coding region runs from base 138 to 1088 and encodes 316 amino acids. The transcript is spliced from 5 exons.